CCACAAUAUAUUUUGGCCUUUUUUCUUUCCCAACCACCAAUACAAAUACUGGUCCAAAAGAAGACAUUUUUUGGUUCAAAUCCUUCCUUUUACUAUUGAAAAACUUAAGUAUUUUGUUCUUGCAUUCUUGUUUUAUUUGAAGAAAUUAGUUCUUGAUCCAAAAGGGUAGGUGGGAAUUUGUUGUUGGAUGCUAUAUCCUUGAUUAGUCCUUGCAAUUUUGGGAGGAAAAAAAAAAUGGCUUGUUCAUUGAAAACUGGUUUAUCUCUUUUUGGGUCAUGUGAGGGCAUUUUAGACACUACAAACAAAGGUUCUUCGAUUGGUGCUUUGCAAGUUACAGCUUUAACACCCAAAGAAUUUCUAGGCAAAUCUUUGGAUGUAUCAAAUCAGAUUGGUAUGAACCACUGGAAUGUUAAACCUCCAAGACCUAUUUCCAUUAAUGCACAAGCAUCAAUAUGUAUAAGCAAAGCUCAAAGAUGGUGGGAAAAGACCCUUAAACCCAACAUGGUAGAAAUCCAUUCUGCAAAAGAAUUAAAGGAUUCAUUGUUAAAUGCUGGGGACAGAUUGGUCAUUAUUGACUUUUAUUCACCUGGCUGUGGAGGUUGUAGGGCUUUACAUCCCAAGAUAUGUCAACUGGCUGAUUCAAACCCUGAUGCAAUUUUUCUAAAAGUAAACUAUGAAGAACUCAAAGCCAUGUGCCAUGCUCUAAGGAUACAUGUCUUACCUUUUUUCAGAUUUUAUAGGGGUGCAGAAGGCAAAGUUUGUAGCUUUAGCUGUACUAAUGCAACUAUCAAGAAAUUUAAAGAUGCAUUAGGAAGGUAUGGGACAGAUAGGUGUAGUCUUGGUCCAGCAAAAGGUCUUGAUGAAUCUGAGUUAUUAGCUUUGGCCUCAAUUGGUCAAUUAUCAAGAAAUGAAUUAUCAAUGGAUUAUCCAGUGAAGAAUGGAUUUGAAGAAUUUGUGCUAUCAGGGUUGGAUCUGUCUGAUAAUAAUUUAGGGCUAAAAGAAAGCACUGAGUUGUUGAUGGCCUAACAUGAAGGAUCUGAGUAAAAGAUUUUAGCAAAUUUUUUUUGGAGCAAAUUUGCUUUGAGAUUUGUAAUUUGUAAAUAUUUAGAUGGGUUUUCCGUAAGCAGGGCUGGGUGUUUUUUUGGAUAAGCCCUGACAUAUUUGGUCAAUCUUGUCAUUGGAUUAAAAAUAGUGAUUAUGGUGUGCAGAUUAA
Molecule: messenger RNA, 1213 nt
Organism: Lycium ferocissimum
Lineage: Eukaryota; Viridiplantae; Streptophyta; Magnoliopsida; Solanales; Solanaceae
Product: thioredoxin-like 1-2, chloroplastic
Exons: 4
Coding region: 235-1026 (263 amino acids)
Biological process (GO): cell redox homeostasis
Source: RefSeq, a predicted model, not a curated record